Letharia columbiana is the source of this 201-nucleotide messenger RNA. RefSeq lists its product as uncharacterized. The transcript has a single exon. NCBI's taxonomy places the organism in Eukaryota, Fungi, Ascomycota, Lecanoromycetes, Lecanorales, Parmeliaceae. The record is from RefSeq and is a predicted model, not a curated record. The coding region runs from base 1 to 201 and encodes 66 amino acids.
AUGGCGGUGGAACCGCUCAAGGCAUCUCCUGCCCUCUGGGUUCAGGUUGGGCGCCAGAUCUUCGGAUCGUCGGAACCGGGGGCGGGGUUGACGACUGUUUUGGACGUUGGCCUCGUCCGCGAUGGCUGCACCGCGGACGCUGAGAGCCGGGAGGGUGCUAAGGGCGGUGAUGCGGUUGAGUUUGACUAUGAUCGUGAGUGA